This is a messenger RNA of Mauremys reevesii (Reeves's turtle), 1253 nucleotides long. It is a transcript of the gene ID2, whose product is annotated as inhibitor of DNA binding 2. The record is from RefSeq and is a predicted model, not a curated record. Gene Ontology annotation, cellular component: nucleus; cytoplasm. Gene Ontology annotation, biological process: negative regulation of transcription by RNA polymerase II; circadian regulation of gene expression; cell differentiation. Gene Ontology annotation, molecular function: transcription regulator activity; protein dimerization activity. The transcript is spliced from 3 exons. NCBI's taxonomy places the organism in Eukaryota, Metazoa, Chordata, Testudines, Geoemydidae. The coding region runs from base 205 to 609 and encodes 134 amino acids.
CAUUGGGUGCCUCCAAUGGCAGCAAGCACUAGCUGGAUUUGGCAGCUCCUGAGCCUGCACUAUAAAAGCAAGUAGAGGUAGCUUGCUGCUUCAUUCUGAGCUCAGGCAGCUGCUUAGAGAAAGAAAAGGAAGGGAGACAGUCGAGCAGGCAGAGAGAUCCUAGUGUGUGUUUUCGGUACCCUGGAAGUCGGGCUGUCUCCCAGCAUGAAAGCUUUCAGUCCUGUGAGAUCCGUCAGGAAAAACAGCCUCUCUGAACACACCCUGGGAAUAUCCCGGAGCAAAACCCCCAUGGAUGAUCCUAUGAGUUUGCUUUACAACAUGAACGACUGCUACUCCAAACUGAAAGAGCUAGUGCCCAGCAUCCCUCAGAACAAGAAAGUGAGCAAGAUGGAAAUCCUGCAGCACGUUAUUGACUACAUCCUGGACCUGCAAAUUGCUUUAGACUCACACCCCAGUAUUGUCAGCCUCCAUCACCAGAGACCAGGACCAAAUCCUUCCUCCAGAACUCCUCUGACUACCUUAAACACAGACAUCAGCAUCUUGUCAUUACAGGCAUCUGAAUUCCCUUCAGAAUUAAUGUCAAAUGACAGCAAAGCACUUUGUGGCUAAAUUCAAUGGUGUUUGCUGACUUCUUUUCCCCACAAGAAAAUGUCUACAGGAUUUUCUUUUAUUUUUUUUUCGAGGUGCUGAACUUAUUUUUCAGCUGUUGCUGGAGGGGGAAUCUACAUCUAAUUAAAUGGACCUUUUAAAACUAAGACAGAAGAAAGAAACUGAGAUCUCUCUCCACCCCCUCAACUUGGACUGAUCUUAGCUAUUUAUGAAGAGACUUUUAAAUGCCCUUUCCCUAGUCGGAAGGUGUCCUUUAUAUACUAUUCCCAGCAUGGGGAGUGAAACAUAAACUCACAAGGAAUUGCCCAUUUUCAAGCAGACUUUGCCUUUUUUUCCAAAGGUGGAGCGUGAGUACCAGAAGGAUCCAGUGUUCAGUUUCUUAGGGAAGUCCAUGGUCAGAAAUGACCUUUUGACGCAAGCCUAGGAUUGAAUGCUGUGUAUAUAUUUAUAUAUAAAUAUAUAUAUAUAUAUAUAUGAGAGUGAAACCUUGUGAACUCUUUAAUCAGAGUUUUCUUGUAUAGUGGCAGAAAUGUACAUUUCUGCAAAAAGUGUAAUGAUGUACUUAAUCAUGCUAAACUUUUUAUAAAAGUUUAGUUGUAAACUUAACCUUUUUUAUACAAAAUAAAUCAAGUGUGUUUAUUGAA